AUGGUUGCCGGUGAGCUCGUGCAGGAGCAUUUACGCGCAGAUACUGGCGCACCUGACGACAUCACGGUGUGCAGGAAGACCGUGGAGCUGCAAGGAGCGGCUGCGGAUCUGGGACACGGAGCGGAGCGGAGCUACGAGCCAGCCUGCACCGAUCAGGAGCAGGAGGCGCCGCCGGAUGAAAAGGAGGUGAUGCUGCCGAACGGAGGAGGAGAGGAGGCGGAGGAGAGGGACGGGAAGAUGCCGGAGACGAGACUAUACCGGCGCCGGUUCGCCGUGCUGACUGUGUUCAGCCUGUACUCUCUGGUGAACGCCUUUCAGUGGAUCCAGUACAGCAUCAUCACCAAUGUCUUCAUGAGCUUCUAUGGAGUCUCCAGCGACAAGGUGGACUGGCUCUCCAUCGUCUACAUGGUCGCUUACGUGCCGCUCAUCUUUCCUGCCACCUGGCUGCUGGACCAGAAAGGUCUGCGGCUCACGGCCCUUCUGGGCUCCGGCCUCAACUGCGCCGGCGCGUGGCUGAAGUGCGCCAGCGUGAGUCCGGAGCUGUUCGGAGUCACCAUCACCGCGCAGGUCAUCUGCUCGGUGGCACAAGUCUUCAUUCUCGGCCUGCCGUCCCGCGUCGCCUCGGUGUGGUUCGGACCACGAGAAGUUUCCACCGCAUGUGCUACAGCUGUGCUGGGCAACCAGGUGGGGAUAUGGGGAUAUGCACGUGCCAUCAUUUACCUGUCUGAUAGCAAGGUUAUGGUAGUCAAUCUGUGCCAAAUUAUGUGUAAAAAAUUGUCUCUCAAAAUAUACAUUUAGUAAAAAUUCAACUUAAAAAAAAAACCUAAAAAAAAUUCAAUAUAAAAAAUCCAGUGUCAAAUAUAUAUAUCCAGUAUAUCCAGUGUUAAAUAUAUAUGUAUGUGUGUAUAUAUAUAUAUAUAUAUAUAUAUAUAUAUAUAGCAGUCAUGCAGAAUCUAUGAUGAAUCAAGCAUAAAUCUCAAAGAUAGGGAGGAUAUACAUCACUACAGAACAACAAACUGUACAAUAUGAUAUGUAGUGACUGAUGCCUGGUCACUGGAGCAAUUACAAUGCUACACACUCUAGCUGUGUUUAUAACAGUACUAUUAGUGUGUAUAACAAUAGUGCCAGUGUCUACAACAUGUAUAACAUAAAAAAAUUAAAGAAUAAGUGUUUCAACAAUUAAAGAAUAGGUUUUUUAAUAGCAUCUAUAAGAUUUGUGAUAGUAUAUAUAAUGAAAAAGCUAACAUCUUUUUUUUAUUGGUAUUAUCAGAGUUAAUAUUAAAAGCUGUUUAAGACAUUUAAUGAAGAAUUAAUAACAAUGAUAGCAGUGUUCCUAACAUUAACCCUCUCUCUCUCUCUCUCUCUCUCUUUCGUGUUUAGCUGGGAACAGCCAUCGGUUUUCUCUUGCCUCCAGUUUUGGUUCCUAUGACUCCAGAUGAUAUUAAACUGAUGGGUCACAACAUCAGUGUCAUGUUUUAUGGAACAGCUGUCGUCUCUACGGUCCUCUUCCUUCUCACAGUCAUAGGUAAACACACACACGCACACAAACACACUAACUUCUCACACUGUGGCGUGAAGCAGCGUUCACCUCCAUCUGGUGCAGGAGCUCUGGGAUUCACGGUUUAGUUGGUCGAGAUGACAGCAGAUGUACCUCAGUGUGUUUUCUCUCCUUUUGAAGGUCUGAUUUUCUCACAGGGUGGAAAUAUUCCAGAAAUCUUCAAACCCAGAAACUUAAGUCUCCUCUUAUUAAGAUUAGUGUAGGGGUGGGUUCGGGUUAAGUCAAGACCCCGGGUAAUAAGUCAGGGGUUUAUUAUUUGAAGGUAUGUAUGGUAUUCUAGAGAGCAGACAGAGCUGUGUUAUUGUCGAGUGGAGAAGUUGAAAUAGCUGAGCUUAUGUUAAACUGAGGUAACAACCAUUUGAAAACAUGAUAGAGUUAAAUUGACUUAAGAGAUUAAAUGACUGAAGAGUUAUAGGUACUAAACCACAGAGUAAAAAAGGGCCAGAUGUAGCUUUCCAUGUACAACAAUAUGAGUAUUCAUCGUCUAUUCGUGUGCUUAGUCUUUCAUCCAGGCUUUGUUUGUAGGGAGACAAACAGGAGUCCUUCUGUUCACACGUGGUGAAACUUUUGUUUGUUUCUGUGUGUUUUUUAGUCAUUAAGGACCGCCCUCACCUCCCUCCCAGCCAUGCACAGGCUGUCCUACCGGACUGUCCUCCUGAGGAUUACUCCUACCGACAGUCCAUCUUCAACCUCGCCAAGAAUAAAGCAUUUGUCCUUCUUCUCAUCAGUUAUGGUGAGGCUAAAAUGUUCCUUGAUAACACUGAAGUUUAACUUAGCUUUGAGAUCAGGCAGUGUUACAUGGGCUUUACAUAGAAUAGCUCACUUUUGGAACCAGCCUCAAGUGGCCAUUCAAGAAACUGCAGCUUUUUAAACUUUUGUUUUGGCAACCAAUUCUAUAAUUCAAUUCUAGAAUAAUACAAUCCAAAUGAAGACUGCCUGGUGUUUUUGUUAACUUUAAGUGACAUUAUUUCCACAGUAAACCUUGUUCUUGCUCUGCAGUAUUUUGCUCACAGUCAGGGUUACAGCUUUAAUGUUUUCAGGGCCUUUCUCACUUUAACCCUCAGUAGAGUCAUCAAUGGAUUGUAGAAAAGCUGGAACUAAAGUAACUUUUUGUCUGUCUGCAGGUAUAAUGACCGGUUCCUUCUACUCAGUCUCAACUCUUCUAAACCAGAUGAUCAUGACCUGCUAUGAGGUAAACCACACAGACACACAGACAGCUGAGAGGAAAUGUGACCUGCUGGUGAUGAUUAUGACAUUUAAAGGGCUUGUGUGCCCCAGUUUAUGGGUUAGCAGAGAGAUUAUCUAUUACUGAACAUGUACUCACACCAAAGUGCUGCUUGGGUACAGGACUUCCGGUAUGGUGUAUUGGACUGAUUGCAUGCAACUACUUGAGUAAUUUUUGUGCAUAACUUGCUUAUUGCUCAAAGUUUAAAAAAUAAAUUGAAAUAUAAAAAAAAAAACCUUGGAAAUCCAUAAAAUCCACACAGCUGGGAGAUGGAACCAGAGCACACAGAUCAUGCGUUUCCAAUUAUGACAGCCGGAACAUCACAUGACAAGCAAGAAGUAGAAGAUCCACCACUGACAUUAAGGUCUCCAGAGUGGAAACACUACAGUGUCCCUGUGAUAUAUAACAGUGGACAAAGACAACUGGAUAACACCAAAGCAGUUUGACGGCACUGUUCGGCAAUAACCUUGGAUUUUGCUGACAACACCCCCAAUUGUCAACACAUUUGAAGCAGCGCCACACAGACGUAAACCUAACUGCUUACAGGAAAAAGACUCUGCUGUUCAAACGCAGCUGCUUCUGAUAUUUAAACAGCCUUUACCUGGUAAUUCAGAGCUAAAGCACCAGACAGUAACAGACACUGUCAGGGUUUUUAUGUUUCCCUAUUACCAUACUGUCAGGAAUUACUGUCCAGACUGUAACUUAAAAACUGAGGAACAUACCAAACCAGGGUUUUUGUGUACCGGUACACACCUACUGAGCUGACAUCUCUCUUCUCUCCCUUAUGUCAUUUCCUUUCCUCCUAUCCUCUCUCCUUUUAUCCUCCUCUCUUCUCUUCCUCAUGUCCUUUCCUCUCCUCCUCUCUUCUCUCCCCACCCCUCCUCUCCUUCCCUCCUCAGAAUCAGGAGUUGAAUGCUGGGAGGAUUGGUCUCACUCUGGUUGUUGCUGGAAUGGUCGGCUCCAUACUCUGUGGCUUGUGGCUGGACCACACAAAGACCUACAAGUAGGCAACACCACCACACACAUUGUCACACAAACAUACACAUACACACACAAACAUAAUAUGACACAAGAUUUGUGCCAGUUGCAUACUCAACUCAACUAAUGUAAGCAUACUCUUGACAGUGCGCCCGAGUUACGCUCCAGAGGUUACAGACACUUUCAUUUUGCUCAAUGACUUUGUGUGUCAAAAAGGUGUAUGUGAAAUGCAAACACAAGAGUGGAACUCAUGUUGUGUUCACACCAAGUGCAAAUAAAAUCAUUUACUUGCUCCAUAUGUGUGUAUCUGGACAUGUGAACAACGUGUACUCACUUAAUUAGCGUGAAUGACUCACCUAAUUGGCUUGUUUGUACACAGUUUGUAGAGCGUCCAAUCACAGAUGAGGUUAAAGAGAGGAGAUAUAGAGAAGAGAGGUUCCUGCAAGUCAGGUCAGUCUGUUUCCGUAGACCAUAGCAGAGGUUGAGACUUGUUGAGUUUAAAUAACAUAGCAGAUAAUCAGACUUCUUCAGACUUUUUCCUCCAGCUGAGUUUUUUUUUUAUUCUUGUCUCAGAGUCACAGAUGAGUUUUAUCCUCCGGCUCAGGUUGUCUCAUACUGUCAUGAUUUUUAAUCCUCCAUUUUUUUCGUGAUUGAAUCUCUGCUGGUCUGUUGUUGACAUACGUCACUGGGAUACCUCCAUGCUGAUUGGUUGAGUUCAGAUUCGGGUUGCCGGGAUAGAAUGCCUGUGUAUAGCAUCUUUGCAUCGACUUGACUUGCCAAAAUGAUUUUAUUUGCAUUGGUUAUGAACAUAAAAUGAGGCAAUGAUCACACAAGCGUAUGUUUGUGCGUUGUAUGUGUACCUGGCACAUAUCCUGAGCCAUAUACAUACACACAUUUGCACACAAACACUCACUCAUCAUAUUUUUACUUAAUGUAAGUUGAUUCAGUAAAAUUAACUAACUUUUCAGGGUUGUGCUCAGAGUGGCACUCUGAUUUAAGGUGAAAUAAAAGCAUCUCUGCCUCUGACUCUCUGCUGCCUUAGGAUCACCACACUGAUCGUUUACAUCCUGUCUUUUCUGGGGAUGGUGGUUUUCACCUUCACUCUGGACCUGAACAACAUCUACCUGGUCUUCUUCACUGCUGGAGUCUUGGGGUAAGCAAAGCAACACUCACUGGACUCUUUCCCCUGUUACACCAUAGAUUCCCAAUGUCAUGAGACUCAACAAGGAGACGAAGAAAAUAUGUAAUUAUUAAAAAAAGUCAAGGGAAAAUAACAAAAAAGUAAUAAUAGAUGAUGUAUCUAAGAUACAUUUAUACGGACAGAGAUGGUGGAGUAAAAAAACUCAAUGUGAUAAAAGCAUAUCAGUCUGAGUCUGGUAUCACUCAUUUGAUCCAUGUUAAACUCUGCACUGCUGUGACUUACCUGUCUGUCGUCUGAUCCUCAGGUUCUUCAUGACGGGUUACCUUCCUCUGGGCUUUGAGUUCGGUGUGGAGAUCACCUAUCCGGAGUCUGAGGGAACCUCGUCUGGACUCCUCAAUGCUUUCGCUCAGGUAAUAAAUAAUAAAUGCGUUAAACCAUGUUAGAGCAUUAAGCUGAAUUUUUUAGUGUCAGUUUAUAAUAAUAAUUUUGAUUUUAAAUACGACUUUUUAUUUUAUUACAAUUUUCAUAAAACUAAUCUAUUUCUUUUUAUUCUUCAAGAUAUUCACUUAGUGCAGUUUUCUGUGUGAUGUUUCCCUGUAACCACAUUAUAAUAUGUGUGUGUGUGUGUGUGUGUGUGUGUGUGUGUGUGUGUGUUGAUGCAGAUAUUUGGGAUCAUCUUCACUCUAAUUCAGGGCAAAAUGACCACCGAUCACGGUCCGCUAAUUGGAAAUCUCUUCCUCUGCGCCUGGAUCUUCCUGGGAAUCCUGCUCACUGGUAGGCUGUGUGUGUGCGUGUGUGCGUGCAUGCGUGCGUGUGGGCGUGUGAGAAAGUGUGGGAGUGGGAAUCUCUUUCUGGAUGUAUUCCAAAUAUUUAAUGGGUUUCUUUGUUUUUUGUUUCAGCUUUAAUAAAGUCGGAGCUGAAAAGACACAAUGUUAACAUCAGAGCAAACGGCAACCUGCAGGCAGUGAGUGCACACACACACUCACACAAAUACCCACAUACACACAGACACACAAACACACGCAUAACAGAUGCUUGUCUCGACUCGGGUAAGACGUAUGUAAGUCUUUGCCAACCCCAACUCAUAGACCCCACCCCUCACUGUGGAGGCUGCAGUGGCAGAAAAAUCUGCCCAUCCCUUUUAGAUUGAUUCACCUCUUCUUUUGUCAGGAUCGGCCUUUACAGAGGACACAGUCAGUCCAAGUCUUUGUUCAGUUUUUCCUCCUGCUGGCGUCUCAUACAGUUUCACCUUUUCCCAAACAGUGGCUUCUUUUCAGGCUGGACGUUAAAUCUUGAGUGUCCUGGCAGAAUUAUUCUCGUCUCCACAAACAUGGCUGUAAACUCUUUUCUUUUUUUUUUUUUACUUGACCUUACCACCAGUUGAUUAUGUCUGACGAGUCUUAAAGCCUCCCAACAAAUCAGCCCUCAGACAAGCAGAUCAUUCACCCUGCAGCUGGACUUUUCUGUCUGAUCUACCUUUUUUUCUGAUCUGGGGGGUCUGAGGCUCUUGUUGUGGAAGAUCCAGCAUAAACUUAGUGAAACAAUGCACAGGAGACAGGAUGACAUCUGAAGAACAGCCUGGGCGUCUUUUAUUGUACAGAUGUAGAAAUCAGAUAACAAACUGAGUCUUGACCAAACCCGAGGAAAACCUCUUAAAGCUUUUCUUCUACUCCCUUUUAUACUGUCUGGUGUGUAUCUGAAUACAGUCAUUGUGUACUGCUUGUACCUCUGAUAUGUGCGUGGGUGUGUGUGUGUGUUUGUGGGUAGGUGCACGAGUCUUCCGUCAUCAUGGGUACAUCAUAUCUAUCCUUCAGGAGGCUACCCAUGAUGACGUGUUGUACUGUUCUGAAACUCAACACUUUGUUUAGAUUAGUCUUAACUCUCCCAGAGAUUAGCUCUAAAUGUUCUAACAGACAGAUAGUUUUGGUCCCUGCAAAACAGCCUUGCUUGCAACACAAGUAGGCCAACCCAUAUAACUUUUAACACCUUAAUAAAAGAUAAUCACUCUAUAUUUCUUAACCUAAAUGUAUGAAAAGAUUCUACUACACUCCUAACCACUUAGUACAGAUUACUACUUUUCCUACCAUUUGGCGCCCUCUGGUGCUGAGAAGAAUGACACCUAGAAAUAUGCACUAAGGGAGAAGAAUUUUUUUCAUUGAGGGCUUUUGUCUUUCAUUUUCUUCCUAAUAAUUAAAACUGGAAUAGGAAAAGAACUUCACAUACUAACAUUUUAUGUGUUUUUAUUAUGAUUCUUUAAUUUCAUUUAUUUUUUUCUCAGACAGCGUUUUAUGUUCUAUGUUUGAACUUAUUUUACCACACUGUCACUUUGCUUAACUUGAUUGUUUUUUUUUUUAAGGUGCUAUAUUAAUAAAGUGGAUUGGACAGGAUUGGAGAGUUGUACAGACCAAACAUGUAAUAGCAGGUUUUUGUAUAUUUGGGAAAAACAGUUAAUAUAGAUGACAAAUGCAGAAGAAAUACAACCCUCCAUAAUGACAUCCAUCACUCAUUGGCAAUAAUUGAAUUUCUCUGUAAAGUAAUGUACAGUGUGACACAAAAUUAAAGCUGUAAUUGGCCAAAAAAAAAAAAGUUUCUCCAUUUAAAGUCUUUCUGACGUGUCUGUGUUGCUUGAGUAAUUGUCUUCCUUUGUCUUUCUCAAAGCUUCCUUCUGAGUGCCCUGGAGACGACCCUUCAGAGAAAACCAACGGACUGAAACUGGAGCCCUCGGUCAGCUUCUCCCGUGAAACCUCACUGUGA
This is a messenger RNA of Xyrichtys novacula (pearly razorfish), 7656 nucleotides long. Lineage: Eukaryota; Metazoa; Chordata; Actinopteri; Labriformes; Labridae. The record is from the annotation of a GenBank genome assembly.